AUGACGUUGUUGCCAUCCGUUGCACGCGGCCACCGUGCGGUGAAGCUACAGCCCUACCUGCAUAAACUGAUUGAUGCCUUAUUCCCGGAUUGGGUCUCGUUGACCACAAACCUGGAGACAUACAAGAUCAAUGAGUUGAUCAGGUUGGUGCUCAUGCCGUGGUGGUAUGUUUGCAUUAUGCGCUCGCUCUCAACACAAGGACUCCAUAAAGACCCAAAGAGAAGCAAAGCAACAAUAAAGCUAUGUAUAAACCGAACAUGUAGGGGUAGCCUGCAAGUUGCCGGUCAUAUUCAGGUUGCUCUUAAUGUCCACGAGUCAAACAUGCUACCCGCAUAG
Molecule: messenger RNA, 336 nt
Organism: Hordeum vulgare subsp. vulgare (domesticated barley)
Lineage: Eukaryota; Viridiplantae; Streptophyta; Magnoliopsida; Poales; Poaceae
Exons: 4
Coding region: 1-336 (111 amino acids)
Source: RefSeq, a predicted model, not a curated record